GGCUAGAACAUCAAGCAAACACUAUUAGUUAAAUGUUAUCAACUGUGAUGGAAGUUAUAACUAUUGUAAUUACUAUUUGAUGAUUGCAAUGCAAAUUAGCCCCCAUAACAAGCAGCAAGCUGUAAAGGGAGGAGCUAAUGAGUUUUGUAGGAUCUUUCAGUAUAAGGAGCUAUUGGUGAGUCAUUAUAGCUGUGUCGGAGGUCCAGGCACACAUAGAAAUGUAUUUAAAGACCGUAACCAUAUCUCACAUUAGAAGCAACUGAUACAAACUUAUUUCUCCGUGGAAGACAGAGAUUGGAAGAAUGAACAACUCAAUGCAAGAGGCCUUUAAUGAUGUUGGUCAGACUCUCUUACUGAGGAAAAUUAGAAGUUUGAUACCUGUAAACUUCUGGAAGGAAGUAAAAGAUCUUUUCCAAUUGGCCGGGCCUGUGGUUUUGUCACAGCUGAUGGUUUUUCUCAUCGGUAUUGUCAGCUCCAUAUUCUGUGGCCACUUAGGAAAAAUUGAGUUAGAUGCUGUUUGUCUGGCCACUGCAGUGAUAAAUGUGUCAGGUAUCUCCGUAGGUGCUGGAUUAGCUUCAGCGUGUGAUACGCUCAUAUCGCAGCAGAAAGCAAAAGGUGAUAAUUUCUUCUCCGCCGAUGCUGCCAGACCUGCUGAGUUUUUCCAGACAUUUGGCAGCAAGAACUUGAAGCGAAUUGGAGUGAUUCUCCAAAGAGGGAUUCUCAUUCUCAUGAUAGCCUGCUUUCCCUGCUGGGCGCUCUUCAUUAACACUGAACACAUCUUGUUAGCUCUCCACCAAUCUCCGGAAGUGGCCAAGUUAACCCAGCUAUAUGUAUGGAUAUUUAUCCCUGGUCUUCCUGCAACUUUCCUUUAUCAGUUAGAGAUCAGAUACCUUCAGAAUCAGGGGAUUAUUCUGCCACAGAUUUUCACUGGACUCAUAGCCAACAUCUUCAAUGCUGUAGUAAAUUACCUGUUGCUCUAUGUGCUAACACUGGGUGUACUAGGCUCGGCUGCUGCCAAUGUUGUCUCCCAGUACUGUCAGGCUAUUCUCCUGUUUGGAUACAUUCGAUGGAAAAAGUUAUACGAUGGGACAUGGACAGGAUGGUCCACUGACUGCCUGCAGGAAUGGGGAAACUUUGUACGCUUGGCAAUUCCCAGCAUGCUUAUGCUAUGUAUUGAAUGGUGGACGUACGAAAUUGGAACUUUCCUAGCAGGGCUGAUUAAUGGAGUUGAACUCGGAGCACAGUCUGUUAUUUAUCAAGUGUUAACAGCGGCGUACAUGAUCCCUCUGGGAUGCGGUGUGGCUGCUAGUGUCCGUGUGGGUAACGCACUGGGUGCGAGGAAUCCAGAGGAAGCUAAAACCUCUGCUACAGUUGCGCUGUCUUUCGUUGGAUGCUGUUCCUUGCUGAUUGCAGGGAUACUGGGAUCUUCAAGAAAUGUGUUAGGUUACAUCUUCACUGCUGACAAGGACAUUAUUCAGUUGGUUUCAGACGUUGACCCAGUAAUUGCUGCUUUUCACUGGUUUGAAGCCAUAGCUACUGUAAGUGGUGGUGUACUAAGAGGAGCUGGGAAGCAAAAGCUGGGAGCUAUCGGUAACCUAGUGGGUUUCUACUCAAUUGGGUUUCCCCUUGGUGUCACACUGAUGUUUGCUGCGCAUCUUGGUGUCCUAGGUCUUUGGUCUGGACUGUUCAUUUGCGUGGUUGUCCAAGCAGUCUUCUUUAUAAUUGUGAUUUCCAGAAUGAAUUGGGACAAAGCAUCUGAUCAGGCUGUGGUUAAUGCAGGGAUGAAGAUAACUGUGGACACCACUUGCAACCCCUCUAAUCCUCAGAAUGAGGAUAUGUCAGCAGGACUGAAUACGGAGGAUCCUGUUGUCGUUGUGUUGACCAAUCUUAGCCAAGUGGAGAUUAACACAGACACGGAACAACUGAGAGAAGAGUCCGCUGCACUGGAAAUUGGUGUUACCACAGUUGGAAAAAUCUUGUCCACAAAACAACUGAUAAUUCGCCGUGGACUAGCUUUCCUUUCAGGACCAAUUAUACUGGCAAUUGGACUUGCGCUACAAUUAACUAUUGCAAAGCCCACAUAGACCCUUGAUGAAUUUAGUCAAGAAAAGCAGGGAUCAAGGUGACAUUCUGCAGCAUGGGGAGCAGCCAAUGGAUAACAAGACAUCCGAGAAAGAGUCAUAUUGGACUCAAAACGUUAGCUCUAUUUCUCUCUCCACAGAGGCUGCCAGACCUGCUAAGUUUUUUUCAAGCACUUUUGUUUUUUAUUUUGAUAGCGAGAUCACUGUUAACUUGGGACAUCAGUUGCUACAGGGAAACUCCAGUCUCCUGCCAAUUAUUUAAUAAAUAGAGUAUUGUUGGCAGUGUGCAGGCAUCUGAUAGACAGAUCCCAACUCAUAAAACUUUGAAUAAACAGGGAUUCAUUGAUAGCAACCAUGACUUUAAACUUGACACUUUCCAAAUGUU
This is a messenger RNA of Carcharodon carcharias (great white shark), 2466 nucleotides long. RefSeq names its product multidrug and toxin extrusion protein 1-like. Gene Ontology annotation, molecular function: xenobiotic transmembrane transporter activity; antiporter activity. The coding region runs from base 303 to 2084 and encodes 593 amino acids. The transcript has 18 exons. The record is from RefSeq and is a predicted model, not a curated record. Gene Ontology annotation, biological process: xenobiotic detoxification by transmembrane export across the plasma membrane. Gene Ontology annotation, cellular component: membrane. NCBI's taxonomy places the organism in Eukaryota, Metazoa, Chordata, Chondrichthyes, Lamniformes, Lamnidae.